Molecule: messenger RNA, 3442 nt
Organism: Dermochelys coriacea (leatherback sea turtle)
Lineage: Eukaryota; Metazoa; Chordata; Testudines; Dermochelyidae
Gene: KCNK2
Product: potassium two pore domain channel subfamily K member 2
Exons: 7
Coding region: 866-2098 (410 amino acids)
Biological process (GO): potassium ion transmembrane transport; stabilization of membrane potential
Cellular component (GO): membrane
Molecular function (GO): potassium ion leak channel activity; outward rectifier potassium channel activity
Source: RefSeq, a predicted model, not a curated record
CAACACACCCACACCCAGAGGCAGGGAGCAAGGACACCCACACACACUUCUCGAGGCACGCAGCUGCACCCAGAGUCAGGCACCCCACGCCCAGUGCCUGAGACAAAGAGUGACAGAGCGGGGCACGGACACGGCGUGAGAUGGGCUGAGAUGCACACGGGAGAAAGAGGGGCCGAGAGGAGACAGGCCCCCGCCCACACUGACUGACAGCGGGACGCACACACACACACACAGACCGAAAGACACAGACACACUGAGACUGUGACAGACACGCCUCAGGGACUGGCAGCCACCCGCCGAAAGAGGCUGAUACACACACCUGGCGCCUGAGCGAGUCACACACACACACGGCGAUCUCGCACACAGAGUGAUUACACACACAGACACACACACGGCGAUCUCGCACACAGAGUGAUUACACACACAGACACACACACGGCGAUCUCGCACACAGAGUGAUUACACACACAGACACACACACACGGCGAUCUCGCACACAGAGUGAUUACACACACAGACACACACACGGCGAUCUCGCACACAGAGACAGGGCGAUCACACACACGGCAAUCACAGGGUGAUCGCUCGCUUUCUCUCUCUCUCUCUCUCUCUCUCUCUCUCUCUCUCACACACACACACACACACACACACACACACACACACCGUGAUCGUACACACCCCUCCAGUGACAGGGAGGACGCCAGGCUCCGCUGCGCGCGGAAUCUGAGCUCAGCAGCAGCAAACCCGCCCUGGGUCUGGUCCUUUUCUCUCUCUCUCUUUUCAUCUGGUCAAACGGCACCUACCCAAGCCCUGAAAAAAUGCCUGCCCGUGAAGCUAGGAGAGGGCGCCGGGUCUGUAAAUAAGAAUGGCGGCACCUGACUUGCUGGAUCCCAAAUCUGCUACUCAGAACUCCAAACCACGACUAUCAUUUUCUACAAAACCCACAGUGCUCUCGUCACGGGAGGAAUGUGAUUCGGCUAUUAAUGUUAUGAAAUGGAAGACGGUCUCAACAAUUUUUCUGGUGGUUGUUGUAUAUUUAAUAAUUGGAGCUACUGUCUUCAAAGCCCUGGAGCAGCCACAUGAAACUUCCCAAAGAGCCACCAUUGUGAUUCAGAAGCAGACGUUUGUAUCUGAGCAUUCCUGUGUGAAUGCAUCGGAGCUCGAUGAACUAAUUCAGCACGUAGUGUCAGCAAUAAAUGCAGGAAUCAUACCUUUAAGAAACACAUCUCAAAUCAGUCACUGGGACUUGGGAAGUUCCUUCUUCUUUGCUGGCACUGUUAUUACCACCAUAGGCUUUGGGAACAUCUCGCCACGUACAGAAGGUGGAAAGAUAUUCUGUAUCAUCUAUGCCUUAUUGGGAAUUCCUCUGUUUGGUUUUCUGUUGGCUGGAGUUGGAGAUCAACUAGGGACCAUAUUUGGAAAAGGAAUUGCCAAAGUAGAAGAUACAUUUGUUAAAUGGAAUGUGAGUCAAACAAAGAUUCGCAUCACAUCAACAAUAAUAUUCAUAUUGUUUGGCUGUGUGCUGUUUGUUGCUCUUCCUGCUGUAAUAUUCAAGCAUAUAGAAGGCUGGAGCACAUUAGAUGCAAUAUAUUUUGUAGUUAUCACUUUAACUACCAUUGGAUUUGGUGACUAUGUUGCAGGGGGAUCAGACAUUGAAUACCUUGAUUUCUACAAGCCAGUGGUGUGGUUUUGGAUCCUUGUAGGACUUGCUUAUUUUGCUGCUGUCCUGAGCAUGAUUGGAGACUGGCUAAGAGUCAUAUCGAAAAAGACAAAGGAAGAGGUGGGAGAGUUCAGAGCUCAUGCUGCCGAAUGGACAGCCAAUGUCACGGCAGAGUUCAAAGAAACCCGCAGGCGUUUAAGUGUGGAGAUUUAUGACAAGUUUCAACGGGCUACCUCCAUCAAAAGGAAGCUCUCUGCAGAGCUCGCUGUCAACCACAGUCAAGAUCUGACCCCUUGCAAGAGAACCCUGUCAGUCAACCACCUCUCCAGCGAGAAGGACAUCUUGCCUGCUCUAACAAAGACAGACAGCAUUUAUAUGAAUGGUUUGACUCCUCACUGUGCAGCAGAAGAUAUUGCUGUGAUUGAAAACAUUAAGUAGUGCUGACUUUUUGGAUGCCGAUCCUUGGAGAAGCUUUUGGCUUAAACUAGCCAUAUACUUCCUUUUUUUUCCUAUCCAUGAUUGAUGCUAGUAGCAUUUUAUACAUGUGCAUGAGUUCAACAGAAACCACCACGAUAAGGAUUCAGUGUCACCAUCAUAUCUCUUCAGACACAAGAUGAAUGGAAUUUCUGUUGUUGAUAGAUGCUGGAGCAAGCAACGUCCAAUGCCUUUUUGUGCUCAGACUGUUGUUCAUUUCUCCUAAUGUGCCAUAUGGCCUAAAUAAUGAAUUAUAUUUGUUUAUGUUAACAAUGUAGCUUUGAGGGAUCAGUCCUUACAUUUUCAGGGUCUACCUUACUGAGCCUAGGAAUGGACCAUUUAUGGACUACAACACAUUUGUAAAUGGCAAGAAAUUCUUAUGCAGCCUUUUACCUAAGAAAUUUUUGUCAGUGCCUUAUCUUUUGAAGAAACAGAACCUCUAUAACUCUUAUAUGGUUUGUGUUUGUUUGUUUUUUUGCAUGAGUAAUGUAUUUCAUUUGAGCUUUCAUCUUGCCUGAAAUGAUGAUGUUUUAAAGGUGUCUUUAGUGAAGAUACCAGCAUUGAGAAUAGAUGCCAAAAAUCAACAGACAUCAAAUCGACACUCCUAUAUCUAGCUUUAAAGGCAUGGCAGUUACAAGAGUUGCAAAAAUGUCCCCUGAAAAUAUUUAUUUUACUCACAUCAAGGUGAUGCAUGCUCACACUAUAUUAGAACCAGACCUGUAGAAUUUAUGGAUCCAUUUUGGGUUUUAUUUUUCAAGAAUUGCUCAGCAAUGUUAUCCCAUGUGUCAGAUUACCAAAAAUCUCCAGUUAUGUGUAAUUAAAUUAUUUGCUAGAUGACAAGAAGAAGUAAAAGUUAAUACAAUAUGGAAAUGUUUUAAAUUGGUACAUUCUAAUAACCAUACUCAUUAAAACAUUACAGAAAAAUACCACAGCAAUUUCUAAUAAUCAUAAAUCUGCUGCCAGAAAGUUACUCUCUGAAAAGAAUUUUAAACUUUUUAUUUAAGCCAAGUCACACCAGGCUCCUAUUGGAUCCUAUUGGAGUGCUUUCCUGAAUGUCACACUGUACAUUGGUUGCCUACACCGGAACUAUGACUGAUGUGGGAAUGCAAUUGAAACUGGUAUCACUGUGACUUUCUACAUAUAAAAUACAGACUUCUCUGAAUACAAAUACAGACAUGAAGGAAAGCUGAUAAAUAGCACAAUCUGAAUGCCGAUGAUUGUUCAGAUAGGACAGGCUGAUGAUAUGCAGAUCUGAAGCCAAUCCUUGGGGUUUCUGUAUUGGCUUUAAAGAAAAGCAUUGAUUUUAAU